AGGAGAUGAAUGACAAGCUAGGAUUACCAUUUAAUGAAAAUGGAUGGACAUAUGUCAUUGCUAAAGAAAUCCCAAAACAGGACAAUGGUACUGACUGUGGUGUAUUUGUUUGUCAGUAUGCUGCUCACAUUGUUCAGGGAUUGCAGAUCUUCGACUUUAAACAGGAAGAUAUUCCUAAUUUGAGACUGCAAAUGAGUGAUGAACUCAAAACCUUAACUCCAGUUUCAUUAAUUUCCGAGUGGGCAGAGACUUAUGGCGAUGGUGGUAGUGAGACUUAUAAUGAUACUGAAAUAUACCAUAGUACUGAUGAUGAUGAUGAUGAUGCUCAAAAAACUGAUUACUCUACCUGUGCCACUGAUGAUAUAGAUAAAGUUGGAGAAACCCUUGAUGAGAGUGAAAAGUGCAUGCGAAAUGCAAGCUCACUGCAGGAUCCUGUGGGGAAUCAAGAUACAGAUGGAUGGGAUGUCAGUGAUGCUGCUGAUCAUGACAGGAAUCUGGACUUUGACACUACUAAAGUAGCAGAUGAAGRCGAUGAUGUAAAUCCACAAGUAUAUACAGAUGGAACUGUAGGUAGUUAUAAUAGUUGCGGUAAUUAUGGUAAAGUGCAACAAGCUGGUGCUGGGUCAAAUACUGAAGGUGCAGCUGAAGGUGGUGCCAGUGGAAAACACGUCGAUGAUAAUGAGAAAGAGCCUUUCUAUGUAGGAAAAAAGAUACACAGUGAACAGGAAUUGGAGGAAUUAAUUAGCACGUACGAAAAAUCCCAUUUCUGUUCACUGUGGAAAUAUGAUUCCAAAACACUCGAGGCAGCACAAAAGAAAACACCCAAGAAAAUUGCUUAUGCAAAGCACUCCUUAARAUAUGAUUAUGUGUUCAUGAAAUGUAUUUUUGGGGACAAACCAAAGAGGUCCAGCCAGACGAGGAAAAGAAACACAAAAUCAUUUAGGCAAGGAUGCCCAUUUGAGAUCUUCAUCAAGUUAUCCCCUGGUUGUCAAACACUGGAAGUGUCUCGGUUCAAAGAAGAACAUAACCAUGAACUGAUACAAGACGUCUUUGACCAUCUUCCAAAGCAGAGAAGUGUAAGCACUGCCCAUAAAAAAGAAAUUGAAGAAGCAAUUCAACUGAAAGCAAAUCCGAAACUUCUCCGUGAAAAAGUUGAGAAAACGACAGGAAAAAAAGUGACACUGAAAGAUAUUUCCAAUCUGAAACAAAGAACAAAAAGUGAACUAAAACAAAAUAACUUGGAUUCAGUCAUUGAAUUACUAAAAAACCAAGAGGGCUCUUCUGUGGAAGUCAUUAUUGACGAAGCCGAAAAAAAUUUCAAGGGCCUCUUGUACAUGGACAGGUACAUGAAGAACAUGUAUACUAUGUUCCCUGAAUUGCUAUUAGUUGACGCCACAUACAAGCUAUUAGAUCUUAGAAUGCCAGUGUAUCUGCUUCUAUGUGUGGACGGAAAUGGCUUCAGCGAAAUAGUGURCAUGUUUUUCUUGGCCGAAGAAACGAAAGACGUAAUUGAAGCUGCAGUGAAUGCAUUUAAGAAGUUCUGUCCGGCUUGGAUUAACACUCAUGUUGUCAUGUCUGACAAGGACUUCACGGAAAGAGAGGCCUUUACAAAGUGUUUCCCCCAAGCAUCGUUGAACAUAUGCUUAUUUCACACUCUAAGAUCUUUUUCAAGAUGUGAAAAAAUGGGCAUCACCUCUGAUGAAAGGAAUCGUUCCUUGGAAAUUUUGACGAAGAUGGCCUACUCAAGAACACGUAGCGAGUAUGCUAAAUACCACCAAGAACUUGAUUCGAUCAGUAAGUCAGUAAGAAUAUAUAUAGAUAAGAACUGGACUCCAAUUAAGGCACAAUGGGUGUCUUGUUUUAAGGACUGUACAUUAAAUAUCGGAGAAACUACAAAUAAUCGUCUGGAGUCCACAUUCAGCAAAAUCAAAUCUGUCUGCAGCAAAUAUGCCAGCAUCCUACAAUUUACCCAUGAAUUCCUUUCUGUUCUUAAUGUACUGAGAAGUGAAAGAAGCCAUCACUAUGUUAUGUCCAUUGUCCGUAAGCCUAUCAAGAGUAAGUGCCAUCAAGAUCUUCAACAAUAUUUAAAUUUUCUGACACCAUAUGCCGCCUUUAAAUAUGUAGAGGAGCAAUUCAAUCUAUCAUCAAAAAUGCAACCAGUAACAAAUGACACAUUACAAAAGACAUUUUCAUUCAGCUCUUCGAGAUCAUUUAACAACAAUGAUAAUUUUACAACAACAAGUUCCUCAUGUACAUGUCCCUUCCAAAACAAAAUGGCCCUUCCUUGCAAACAUAUCUUUAAGGUGAGAAAUAUUCUUAACUUGUCUUCAUUUGAGCCAAGAACUGUUCAUCAACGGUGGACAAUGACUUAUUACAGAACACUUCGAGAAACACGCUUCUAAAAAUCCAUAUGCGAUACCAUUACGGUAAAUGAAGUCACACUGCCGUCAAACAGUGACAAAAGAAAAAUAAUGACGCAGGCGCAAAAAUUUAAAAAAGGACUACAACUGGGUCAACAAUUGGCAUCUUUAAUAAGUGAAGGAGGAAUGCCCACAUACUUAGAAAGAGAAAGCGUUUUAAAAACUAUCAUUGAACAGUGGAAAAUAGGGAAAAAAGUGGAAUUGUGUGUCCCGAAAAAUGAAAAUAGAACCGAUGAUCAAACAG
Molecule: messenger RNA, 2664 nt
Organism: Actinia tenebrosa (Australian red waratah sea anemone)
Lineage: Eukaryota; Metazoa; Cnidaria; Anthozoa; Actiniaria; Actiniidae
Biological process (GO): proteolysis
Molecular function (GO): cysteine-type peptidase activity; zinc ion binding
Source: RefSeq, a predicted model, not a curated record